AUGAGUGGGUACCGCAAGCGAGACUACGAUGAUUACGCGGGAGAGGAGGCGGGCCGCGUGCGGUACAGUGAUCUGCCGCCCGAGACGAAACUGCAGCGGCGGCGAGUGGAGCGGCGGGAGAAAAAAGAGCGGGAGCGCACACUCGCGUACUUCACAUCUGUGCAGCGGGCCCUCGAUGAGUGGGCGGCGGGCGGCGGGGAUGCGGGGAACAUCGCCGCCCUCGUCGACGGCUUCAUCGUCGAACUCAUCAAAUUACUCCGCGCAGACCCCACGCUGCACUUACUGCGCAACGGCACCGUCUGCAGGGCCAUUGAGGCGGCACUCGCACACUCACUCCUCUUACAUCUCAAGUCACUUCUCUACGUUCUCCUCGGCCGCGUGUACGACACCGCGGCAUCCCCCACCGCCAGUUACGUUCUCGAGGCCAUCGUCGCAAGACUCACCGCCGCCCUCGCCGCAGAGGCAUCUAAUCAACAGGACGGAGAGACACUUCGCAUAGGCGAUGAGGGAUCAACACUCGCAGCGGAAAUGACAGUUGGCGGCCCCGGCGCCCACGCCGACGGCGGCGUUCCAAGUGUCGCAACACUCCUCGCAGGUGUUGUGGACGAACUCGCGGAACGAUCGGACGAUAUUAUUUUGCACGAAGUUGCCGCUCGUGCGGUGCGCUCUAUUGUGUUACUUCUCGCCGGCCGCACUAUCCGCGGUGCCCCACCGCUGCAACACCCCGUGAAGUUUAUACCGCAAUUAGAGAAUCUGGCCACAGCACUCAUGCAGUCGUUAGAGACAACCUUUGCGGAUAGUCGCACCCAAUCUGAUGUUGACGUCUGGCUUGCCAUUGCCAGUACACCAACCGCAAGUUUUAUUGUUCAGAACCUCCUACGUGUGAGUGAGGAAGGCACGGCGGUAGAUGUGGUGGUGCGUCAGCGUUUGGAAUCUGUUAAUGAUAGUGCCAUUUGUAAUGGUAAGAAGGGUUCAACACUGUUGCGACGAUUGCUAUUGGAUCCCAUGGGAUGUCAUAUCUUCCAAGCGUAUCUAAAGGUUCCAGUACCAACUAACGUUUUGGAGGCAUGUGAUUUGAUCGCCACUCGCAAAGCAGCUGAAGCCGAAGCAGGAAAAACACAAAAAUCCACAAAAGAACGACGACUUAAAGAAAUUAUGCGUGAUAUUGCUGCAGAGAAUAAGAUGGAGGAAAAAGAGGAAGAAGGGACAAAUACUCUCAACGUGGAUGAAUACCAAACGUGUUGGGAUAAAGCUCUUGAUGUUUUAUUGGAGGCGAUGGAUGAACUUCUCGAUCCUUCGGUAGAUAGAGUCUCACAGGCGGCAUAUGCUAUACAGGAUCUUGUGCUUUUCACUCCAACGGCAUUGCACUUGGAACGUAUCUGGGAGAAACUGCUUAAACCUAGACUAGAAUUAUUUAUUUCUAAUCCAGCUUUAGCACAAGUUCUUGUUCUCUUUACACGCAAAUGUGCCUUCUCCGGUCCACCCAACACAUCAGAUGAUGAGGAUAAUAUAGCUGCAGUAUUAGAUAACCGUGGUGCUGGUGGUAGUAGUAGUAGUACUGGUAGCGGUGGUGAAGUACUUCCAAAGGAUAUUGAACAACACUUGUAUGCUGAUGUUGCGCAAGGGGUACGCUAUUUUCCUGUUUCUACUGAAUUUCAAAAAUCGGUAACGACAACAUUAUGUUUUGGGAUGAAACAACUCUGCACAAAAGGUGCUACACAAUAUCUUCUUGUGGAGGGUGGUAUGCGAGAGAAGGGAUAUGAGGUGGCACGUUGUAUUCUUCACUUCAAUACCUCCGCAUCGGCAAUGUUUAUUCACGCAAUGGAUAAGUUAUGUCUUUCUGAUGUUGAUGCACUUAUGCGACAGACAAAGGGUAGUCUUGUGAUACAGCAGUAUCUUCGUGCCGCCGCAGGUCUACAUGCAUUUUCUUCUAAUUCUUCUUCAACCACUGCCUUAGCGACAGGAAAGAACGUAGAUGAGCAAAAAGAUGAGAAAACUGCAUUAAUGAGAUUUCUACGCCGAAUUAAGGAACUACUACCGGUGUUAGUGGAUGACAAGUGUGCUGCAUUCGUGGUGGAAGUAUUAUAUGAAGUUGGAUCUCUGGGACUAAAAGAGGAACUGGUAAAGUUGUUGGUACCUAUUUACAGUACUUUUCGUCGAGUACAUGUGGAAAUGAAAGAUCAAGAAGAGGGGCAAGAACAACAGGAAGAUGUAGAAGGAAAUACUUCUGGUACAAAUCGUCCUCAAAUGCGUGGGUUUAUUGCUGGAAAAGUAAUGACGAAGUGCUGUGUGGAGUUGUACAUGCACCGACCUGAGGAAUGGAUGAAGUUAGCACGGCGUCAAUGCCAAGUGCAGAGACUCCUACAACGCAUGUCUGCUGUCACACUGUAG
This is a messenger RNA of Trypanosoma theileri, 2391 nucleotides long. RefSeq lists its product as uncharacterized. The transcript has a single exon. Gene Ontology annotation, molecular function: RNA binding. Gene Ontology annotation, cellular component: 90S preribosome; preribosome, small subunit precursor; nucleolus. NCBI's taxonomy places the organism in Eukaryota, Euglenozoa, Kinetoplastea, Trypanosomatida, Trypanosomatidae. Bases 1 to 2391 code for a protein of 796 amino acids. Gene Ontology annotation, biological process: endonucleolytic cleavage in ITS1 to separate SSU-rRNA from 5.8S rRNA and LSU-rRNA from tricistronic rRNA transcript (SSU-rRNA, 5.8S rRNA, LSU-rRNA); endonucleolytic cleavage to generate mature 5'-end of SSU-rRNA from (SSU-rRNA, 5.8S rRNA, LSU-rRNA); ribosomal small subunit export from nucleus. The record is from RefSeq and is a predicted model, not a curated record.